AGGAAACAAUAACAUAUUUUUAUCACGCGUGUUGCAAUGCGGUAUGGGCACCUGUCACGUGGCAGCGCGAGAGUGGUGAUCGAUAUUGUAUCAUUGGGUCAAAGUCAACCUGGCGAUAUACGAAGGGGUCCGAGUCAAUCAAGUCAAACCAUAAAAUCACGAUCGCAAGCGCUCGCACCGAUCUGCGUCGAUGCCGACACCUGUGACCGAAUGCGACAAGCGCGGCGCCAGACCCAUCUCAUGCCAUCCGUCGCGCAUCGGCAAGAGGACGAAGUUUCUCUGCACGAUCGGCCUGCUCUGCUCUCCACUACGACUCUACCCUUCACUCCACAUCCAGAGCAGCUAACAACCCGACCCGUCCCUACCCUAGCACGUUGCCACUCUACUCCGCUUUCCCUCCGUUCCGUUCCAGUCUAGCCGUAGGCCCCUAGGCCAGAUCGCAGUCCGGCGGAGCGGUCGAUUGCGCUCGGCCCCACGGCGGACCUGCGAUCCCGCUCGGGACUUUGGAGCAGAAUGUUCGCCCGCGCGACUGUCCGGCCCAUCCAUAAUAUUGCAGUUCUCGGCUGUACCGGGUAACAGGCGCGCAUUUAUGGGCCGGGCGAAUAUCCCCGGCAUGUGCUCAUCGCCGGUUCGGGGCCGAUUGCCC
Molecule: messenger RNA, 646 nt
Organism: Marchantia polymorpha subsp. ruderalis
Lineage: Eukaryota; Viridiplantae; Streptophyta; Marchantiopsida; Marchantiales; Marchantiaceae
Source: the annotation of a GenBank genome assembly